Lithohypha guttulata is the source of this 930-nucleotide messenger RNA. RefSeq names its product p-nitrophenyl phosphatase (gene PHO13). Gene Ontology annotation, molecular function: phosphoglycolate phosphatase activity; alkaline phosphatase activity. The record is from RefSeq and is a predicted model, not a curated record. Bases 1 to 930 code for a protein of 309 amino acids. NCBI's taxonomy places the organism in Eukaryota, Fungi, Ascomycota, Eurotiomycetes, Chaetothyriales, Trichomeriaceae. The transcript is spliced from 2 exons.
AUGUCGCAGCCACAAUAUUUGACUGGGCAGCCAGAAGCCAUACAGGACUUCCUAUCCAAAUUUGAUAUCUUCCUGUUCGACUGCGAUGGCGUUCUCUGGUCAGGCGACCACCUGUUUGAGGGCACGGUUGCUACAUUAGAGAUGCUGCGAGGUGCAGGCAAGAGAGUAGUCUUCGUUACCAAUAACUCAACAAAAUCAAGAACAGAUUACAGGAAGAAGCUGGAAGGCAUGGGCAUACCUGCGACUGAAGAAGAAGUUUUCGGGUCUAGCUACUCUGCAAGCAUCUACAUUUCUCGCAUUCUGCCACAGCGACAUCCUGAAUUGAAGCAAAAGCCGAAAGUUUUUGUGAUUGGUGAAUCAGGAAUUGAACAAGAGCUAGAUUCUGAGAACAUACCGCAUAUUGGAGGCACCGACCCUGCAUACAGAAGAUACGUCGAGCCAAGUGACUAUACAAGGAUUGCAGCUGGUGACCCAACCAUCCUCGAUCCCGAAGUUGGAGUCGUGCUUUCAGGUUUGGACUUCCACUACAACUACUUCAAGAUCUGCCUGGCAUACCACUAUAUCAAGAGAGGUGCGAUCUUUUUGGCUACAAACAUUGACUCGACGCUGCCUAGUGCUGGUGCUUUGUUUCCCGGAGCAGGUACUAUGGCCUCCCCACUGGUAAAGAUGCUAGGAGAAGAGCCUCUUGCACUUGGCAAGCCUAGCCAGGCAAUGAUGGACGCUAUUGAGGGCAAGUUCAAGUUCGAUCGUAGUCGCGCCUGCAUGGUGGGUGACAGAGCGAACACGGAUAUCAAAUUUGGAUUAGAAGGAAAGCUUGGUGGUACUCUUGGUGUGCUUACUGGCGUCAGCACGAAACAGGAGUUCCUCGAAGGCGAUGCUAGACCACACUUCUAUGUCGACAAGCUCAGUGAUUUGCUCGCAAAGAGAUAG